CAAAUAUCUGACAUGGGAUGUGCAUGGAGUGAACCAGCGAAAGUUCAGCAGGAUAAGAGUAGGGCCAUAGAAAAGCAAAUACGACAGGAUGCUGAAAAAUCCAUGAAGGAGGUCAAGUUACUUCUCCUUGGUGCUGGUGAGUGUGGGAAGUCAACAGUUUUAAAACAAAUGAAAAUAAUACAUGGAGAAGGUUACAGAGAAGAAGAGAGAAAAGAAUACAAACCCAUCAUUUUUGCCAACACCCUUCAGUCCAUGAUAAAAAUAGUAAAAGCAAUGGAAUCUCUGGAUAUAACGGCAGAUGAUUUCGACCAUGCAGAAGAGUUAAAACACCUUAACGGGUAUUUGGCUAUUGUAGAAGAAGGGGACUUUCCUGAGGAUUUAUCAAAGCUUUUACGAACAUUAUGGAGCAAUGCAAGUGUGCAGAAGUGCUUCGCGCGUUCCAAGGAAUAUCAACUUAACGAUUCUGCUGGCUACUACCUCGGUUCAAUAGAUAGGAUAUCUGCUCCAGAUUACUUACCAACUGAACAAGAUGUAUUGAGAUCUAGAGUUAAGACAACAGGUAUUGUGGAAACGAAUUUCCGGUUCAAGGAUCUAGAUUUCAAAGUAUUCGAUGUCGGUGGACAACGAGCUGAACGUAAAAAAUGGUUACAUUGUUUUGAAGGUGUCACAGCUAUUCUAUUCAUUGUAGCAAUGUCUGAAUAUGAUUUAAAAUUAGCUGAAGAUCAAACAACUAAUCGUAUGCAUGAAUCAUUACAAUUAUUCGAUUCAAUAUGUAAUAGUCAAUGGUUUGUUGAAACAAGUAUGAUAUUAUUUUUAAAUAAAAAAGAUUUAUUCGCUGAAAAAAUCAUUAAAUCUCCAUUGACUGUAUGCUUUCCAGAAUAUACAGGUGGUCAAACAUACGAAGAAGCAUCAAAUUAUAUACGUGAAAAAUUUGAAGAUGUAAAUCGUAGAAAAACUACGAAAACAAUUUAUACACAUUUUACAUGUGCUACAGAUAAUAAUAAUAUUAAAGUUGUAUUUGAUGCAGUGAUUGAUGUAAUUAUUAAAUCAAAUUUAAAAGAUUGUGGUCUGUUUUAA
Molecule: messenger RNA, 1077 nt
Organism: Schistosoma turkestanicum
Lineage: Eukaryota; Metazoa; Platyhelminthes; Trematoda; Strigeidida; Schistosomatidae
Source: the annotation of a GenBank genome assembly